AUGGUCGUAUUUUCACUUUAUAAAUGUCUGUCUGUUUUUAGUCUCCUGAGUAGUCUCUGUACAGCCCAGGAAGUACAGGCAACUCAGAAUCUCGAGCGCAGGGCAACAGAAUGCAUCAUUGCGGCCAGAGGGGAUGGGGGUGACGAUGCGCCAGCCAUCAGAACCGCAUUCUCUAAAUGCAAAAGCAACGGUCACAUCAUCUUUGCCAAUGCGACAUACUACAUUAACACAGUUCUGGACACAAGGGGCCUGUCUGAUGUGACGAUUGACAUUUGGGGAAAGCUUGUCUGGAGCAAGAACACUACGUAUUGGCUCGCAAACUCCAUGGACGUAGGAUAUCAAAACAUGAGUACCGUUUGGUUUUUGGGCGGCAAAAACCUCAACGUCCAGGGCCAUGGAACGGGAACGUUCGAUGGCAAUGGUCAGACGUGGUAUGACCUAGUCAAGGGAGAGUCCAAUUAUCCUCACCGCCCGAUGGGCCUCACAAUCUGGCAAGCGGAAUCUUCCCGUUUCAGUGGGCUGAGCUUCGUCCAAUCACAGAUGUGGUGGAGAACAUAUCUGUUCGUUCAACUUCGAGCAACAGCAACGCAGCUCGAAACACGGACGGAAUUGACUGAGUUCUUGGACAACAUCACUCUCCGUGGUUGGUAUAUUUACAACUCCGACGACAGCGUCUCCCUGAAAGCGAAUGCGACCAAUGUCCUCAUCGAGGACAGCGUCUUUGAGAAUGGGCUAGGGUUCGCUCUCGGAUCCAUUGGUCAGUACGAUGGAAAGUACGAAAGCAUCUACAAUGUGUACUUGCGCAAUAUUACGUGUCUCAAGACUCGCUAUGGUGCGUAUAUCAAAACGUGGACCGGAGAACCGGUUGGAGUCCCGCCUAAUGGUGGCGGCGGUGGGCUCGGCUGUAAGUCUUGCAACGCCAUUCCACACAAUAUAUAUCACUGA
This is a messenger RNA of Pestalotiopsis fici W106-1, 945 nucleotides long. RefSeq lists its product as uncharacterized. Gene Ontology annotation, biological process: carbohydrate metabolic process. The transcript has 4 exons. Bases 1 to 945 code for a protein of 314 amino acids. Gene Ontology annotation, molecular function: polygalacturonase activity. The record is from RefSeq and is a predicted model, not a curated record. Lineage: Eukaryota; Fungi; Ascomycota; Sordariomycetes; Amphisphaeriales; Sporocadaceae.